Molecule: messenger RNA, 1551 nt
Organism: Sardina pilchardus (European sardine)
Lineage: Eukaryota; Metazoa; Chordata; Actinopteri; Clupeiformes; Clupeidae
Product: 4-galactosyl-N-acetylglucosaminide 3-alpha-L-fucosyltransferase 9-like
Exons: 2
Coding region: 32-1132 (366 amino acids)
Cellular component (GO): membrane
Molecular function (GO): alpha-(1->3)-fucosyltransferase activity
Source: RefSeq, a predicted model, not a curated record
UGUGAUUCCCAAGUGGGCAAGUGGAGUUUUAAUGAUAUCAGCACAAAGAAUGCCUUCAACAUCUUUCAACGGAAUUCUGCGGCCACUUCUUAUUGGAUUCCUAUUGCUUGGCUGUUUUGUAACUGUGCUUUUUAUGUACUUUAAACCAUCUAAUAACAACUGGCUUUCGGGGCCCACAGAAACAGUAACAUCAACAAUCAAGAUUAAAGCCCUGCCUAUUGUCCAAAAGGAGGUGGACCAGACUAUAGUGCUCAUUUGGCUAUGGCCAUUCGGCCAGGCGUAUGAUUUGGACUCUUGUAACACAUUAUUUAAUGUUGAUGGCUGCUACUUAACAGCAGACCGGAGUUUAUAUAACAAAUCAAGUGGAGUGAUUAUUCACCACAGAGACAUAAGCAAGGAUUUAUCAAACUUGCCCCCACCGCAGCGGCCAUCAUUUCAAAAGUGGAUAUGGAUGAAUCUGGAAUCACCAUCUCAUUCUCAAAAAAUUCCAGGACUUGAGAAGUUGUUUAAUGUGACUCUGAAUUAUCGCCAAGAUGCGGACAUACAGCUGCCUUAUGGGUCAGUUGUGCCCAUUCAGGAGGACGAAGAGUUCGUACUGCCAACCAAGACAAAGACAGUGUGCUGGAUUGUCAGUAACUGGAAUGCUGACCACGCCAGAGUGAAAUACUAUAAUGAGUUGUAUAAGCACAUCGAGGUACAUACAUAUGGCCAAGCCUUUGGGGAAUACGUCAUUGACAAAGAGUUCUUCUCCACAAUAUCUAGUUGUAAAUUCUACCUGUCCUUUGAGAACUCCAUCCACAAAGACUACAUCACUGAGAAGCUCUUCAACCCUCUCUCUGUGGGCUCAGUGCCCAUCGUCCUAGGACCCUCGAGGCAGAAUUAUGAGAACUUUGUGCCAGGAGAAGCCUUCAUACAUGUGGAUGAUUUCCUCACUCCUAAAGAGUUAGCUGAGCACCUAAUGUACCUGGAUAAGAAUGACAAUGUGUAUUUGCAGUACUUUGACUGGCGGAAACAAUUCAAAGUGAAAAUGGCCUCUUUUUGGGUAGAGCACACAUGCCGAGCCUGUGAUUACAUUAAAAACCAUAAGGAGUAUAAAGUGUGUAAUAAUCUUGACACAUGGUUUUGGGACUAAAUGUCCACACAAAUGUUCACAUAAAUAUGUACAUUUUUGGACUUAUUUUGAGGCUCAACAUGUCUUUGAAGUUUUGUGGUACAGCCCACUUACAAACUGUUCAGUAAAUAGAUGUGUGACUUUAAGGCAUUAUUCCAUGCUAUAUUCUUAAACUAUGGUGGACCAUUUGUCUUAUUUAUAUGCCGUCUGAUACCCACAUGAUUAGGAUUGACGUUCACCUUUCACAUGACUGUGCCACAUCUCAAAUGGUAUGAGUAGAAGUGUCAAAAAUAUGACGACAGUAUUUUGUCAUCACUGCUUGUUUUAUAUGCUGUAGCCUAUGUUUUAUAGAUCAGUGAUUAGUUCCACAGCAGUUCAGACAUAUUGUGAACAAACACCUUUUCUGGCCUGAUCUCUAAUCAAUCUGGGGUUUUGAUCUU